This is a messenger RNA of Cooperia oncophora, 426 nucleotides long. The record is from the annotation of a GenBank genome assembly. Lineage: Eukaryota; Metazoa; Nematoda; Chromadorea; Rhabditida; Trichostrongylidae.
AUGGCCGAGCCUCUCAUCCGAGUAGCUGGUCGUGAGAUGACUGUUGAUUCCACCGAUAUCGACAGAAUGAAUCCAACUCAUCUUGAUCGAGUAGGCGAUGUAGCAGCGCUUUGUUAUCUGAAUGAGACGAGUGCUGUACACCUACUGCGGCAGCGAUUUGGAUGCAACCUGUCGUACACGAAUGCUGGCCUUAUUAGUCUUGUUUGCCUCACGUCAGUUGAAGAAGGUGCAGUUGGUCAAGAUCGUCUUGUUUCGCUAUUCAAAGGAUGUCGUCGUGGACAAAUGCCCGCCCAUAUUUAUGCUACUGCGCAACAGGUAUAUAGGAAUCUCCAAAUGACGGGUCAUAAUCAAUGCAUUGUGCUGACGGGCAAUAGUGGUAGCGGCAAGACCACACAACUUCGCAACUUUGUACAUUAUCUUCGCUGA